AGCCAUGCCGCUCGUCCUCGUCCUCGCCUUCACCUGUGCGCUGCUCCUCUGGUCUCCGGUCCCCGGCGAGCUGUCCCCACAGCACCCAGCCGAGCAGACUGGCCCCUCCGAGCCCGGGGAGCGCGCCGCCAGAAACGGCCGAAUCGUGUACGCCGGCGUGCCUGACUCGGCCGGCGCUCCAGCCGGCAGGCGCUCGGACAGCUGGUACAGAGUGGACGAGGCGGGGCUCCGGGGGGUCCACCUGCUGUACGACGGAGAUUUCCUGAUGCCUGCUGACGACGCAGACACACCGGGCGAGCCGCGGCGCUUCUCCGUGCCGGAGCAGUGGCUGACCGUGCCCGAUAUGGAGCAACCCCCGCCUGACGUCUGACCGCGGCGCACAGUGAUACAUAAUCAACAUAUGUGAAGAGGUAGCAUGACACAGAGCCAAUGUAUCCAAGGUGACAACAUGACAACUGUAAAAAGAAGAACAAAAGGGUUUAGAGAUAUAUGAAACAUAAAGAACAUAAAAAGCUGUACUAACAUUUUCCUUGAUCCAAUAAAAAAAAUUGUUAAAUAUUACAAAA
This is a messenger RNA of Schistocerca serialis cubense, 566 nucleotides long. RefSeq lists its product as uncharacterized. Bases 5 to 370 code for a protein of 121 amino acids. The record is from RefSeq and is a predicted model, not a curated record. The transcript is spliced from 2 exons. Lineage: Eukaryota; Metazoa; Arthropoda; Insecta; Orthoptera; Acrididae.